Messenger RNA from Talpa occidentalis (Iberian mole), 4138 nucleotides. RefSeq names its product F-box and leucine rich repeat protein 12 (gene FBXL12). The record is from RefSeq and is a predicted model, not a curated record. The transcript is spliced from 2 exons. NCBI's taxonomy places the organism in Eukaryota, Metazoa, Chordata, Mammalia, Eulipotyphla, Talpidae. Gene Ontology annotation, biological process: positive regulation of protein ubiquitination; SCF-dependent proteasomal ubiquitin-dependent protein catabolic process. Gene Ontology annotation, cellular component: SCF ubiquitin ligase complex. The coding region runs from base 1956 to 3044 and encodes 362 amino acids. Gene Ontology annotation, molecular function: protein binding.
GGGGUUGGCCGCACAGGCUUAGGGUUGCUGGAUCGCGAGGACCGUGCCUUCCACCCUGGAUUUCCAGGCAGGGAGCCCCGGGCCCCGCCACUACUCUUUCCUAUUCUUUGGCGACCUCUGGGCUUCAGUUUCCCCAUCAGUAGGAAUAACCGAGAAUCGUUAAGGGUCUAGAGUUCAGUCGACAUACGAUAAAUGCUAAUUGAUGACUGCAUUAGGUAUUAUUGAUGAGUCUUCUUGGAAAAAUCACUUUCAGAGUCAAUUUCCAGUAGUAUAACCGAACCAUUUCCACUUUCUUCCAUUUGCAUUUUAUUCAUUUUUUUCUUCUUUUUAUUAAGAGUUGUUUCAAAUAUGCAGAAAUGUAUAUAAUAUCUGAAAAUAAUCAUGUGCACACCGCCUAUAUUUAACCUGUUUUUAACUUUACGCUUUUGGCUGCAGGUAGUGUGAAAUACACAUAAAUGUUUAUACAUAUAUACAAAACACGCGCGCGCACACACACACACACACACACAUAUAUGUCACACUUUUUGAAACCUUCUUCAGUGGUAACCUGAAUUAUAAUGUGAAUUUUUAGCCGUCCUUUCAUGUUUUUAUUUACUUCCUAUGUGUGUGCCCAGAAGCAAUACACAGUAUUGUUAAUGUAUUUCUAAAGUUAAAACAAUGCACUUGUACAGUUUAGAUACUAAAUGCUUUUUUACUUAUGUUACUUACAACUAGCUUUAUUCACACAACUUUGCUUUUUUAGAGAUUUGUUCUAAAUGGCAUGUGUAAGUCUAGUUCAUUCCUUUUUAUUUAUUUAUUUAUUUUUAAAGAUUUAUUAAUUUAUUCAAGCACUGGGUACAGUCAGAAGUGUGGAAGAGUGAGAGAAUUCACCAGAGCCAGAGCAGGGAACAGAACAGACAGGCUGACGAAGUACACUGCUGAGGGGAGCAGCAGGCGGCAGGAGAGGUCUGUCGCACCAUGUAGGACCCUAGCUGGAAGCUGGGGAUUGAACCGGUGCUGCAGAGGUGGACAGCUUUGCAGCCCAGUGCACAACUGCUGCGCCACCGGGGAGGCCCUGGUUCAUUCCUUUUAACUACUGUUAAAUGAAUAUGCCACAGUUUGUUUGUUUUCCUGUUAAAUAAUGUUUAUGUUAUUAUCACCUUUUUACUUUACAAUCAGUGUUAUAAGACAUUGUCUCAAACCUUACUAUCCUUUAAUCAUAUGUGGUGAUCUUGUUAAUAUGCAGGUUCUGAUUCAGUGUACUGGCUUAUUAUUUUUCCACUAUUUUAUGAAAAAUUUCAAACAGAUAAAAGUUGAAAGAAUAGUAUAGAGAAAACAGGAUACCCACCAGUGGUAUCCAUCCAUCAACCCAUUUUAUUUUUUAAAUACAUCUUACAGUAAGCUGGAGACUUGAGUUCACUUCAUCCCUAAACACCUUAGCACAUAUAAUAGAGAUUAACUAUAACAUUUGUUUUACAAUGCUUUUUGAGGUAUAAUUUAUAUAUUACUGAAAGUUAAUUAAAAAAAUCACACAAGUGGGCCUCCUCUGGUGGCGCAGUGGUUGAGCACUGCCUCUGCAGCGCUGGUUCGUUCCCCGCCACGGCGAGGGUCCCACACAAAAACAAACAAACAAACAAACAAACAAAAAAACCACACAAGUCAUGAAUAAUUCCUAUAAAAACAUUGAAGUAACCAAUGAUGCUCAUCUGAAACUUGUAUCAUGUCAUAAAGCAAUGGAUGUUACUUCAGUAAAAGAAAACAGUAAGUGAAGAAAGACUAGCAAAAACCAAAAAUUGAAAUAUUUGCCACAGAUGAAGCUAAGACAGUUGUCCCCUUGUGUCCUCAGCUGUCCCCAGAGUAACCACUGUUGUCACUGUUAUCGAUGUGGAAUACAACACAUCCUUGAUAAUUGUCCUUCUAUGUCCUUUAUUAUGACAUUGAUGAGAAGAAAACAAUCCUGACUGAUGCUGAACUAAAUGAUGAUAUUAUGUGAUGCCCUGCUUUCCUUAUAUGUUGUUUUGCUUAAAUUUGCAGUUUCCAAGAAUUUAUCACCGAUGUUAAGUGAGGACUUCAUUUCCCUCCAGCCUACCUUCUAUGCAUUGGCUCUCUUGACUUGGUGUAGUGGGGGGAAGAGCAAUGUCUAUAAGAGCAAGACUAGCUUUUGGAGUCAGGCGGCGUUGAAUUUUAGCUCUACCUCUUACAGCAACAAAAUAUUUUUCUGGGGGCACCUGCCACAUGACCAGAUGCAGCCUAAAGUCAUGUGGCACCUCCUUCGCCGGUACAUGGCAUCCCGGCUCUAUUCCCUGCGGAUGGGUGGCUACCUGUUCUCAGGCUCCCAGGCCCCGCACCUGUCCCCUGCCCUGAUGAAGGCUCUGGGCCAGAAGUGCCCUAACCUGAAACGUCUCUGCCUACACGUGGCUGAUCUGAGCAUGAUGCCCAUCACCAGCUUACCCUGCACCCUGAGGACCCUGGAGCUGCAUAGCUGUGAGAUCUCCAUGGCCUGGCUCCUCAAGGAGCAAGACCCCACUGUGCUGCCCCUGCUUGAGUGCAUUGUGUUGGAUCGUGUGCCUGCCUUCCGUGAUGAGCACCUGCAGGGCUUGACGCGCUUCCGUGCCCUGCGCUCACUAGUGCUGGGUGGCACCUAUCGUGUGACUGAGACUGGGCUAGAUGCAGGCCUGCAGGAGCUGAGCUACCUGCAGAGGCUGGAGGUGCUGGGCUGCACCCUUUCAGCUGACAGCACCCUGUUGGCUAUUAGUCGCCACCUUCGAGACAUCCGGAAGAUCCGGCUGACUGUGAGGGGCCUGUCGGCUUCUGGCCUGUCUCUCAUAGAGGGAAUGCCUGCCCUGGAGAGUCUGUGCCUUCUGGGUCCCCUCAUCACCCCUGAAAUGCCUUCUGCCUCUGAGAUUGUCUCUUCCUGCCUCGCCAUGCCCAAGCUUAGGGUCCUUGAGCUACAGGGGUUAGGGUGGGAGGGUCAAGAGGCUGAGAGGAUCCUGUGUAAAGGGCUGCCCCACUGUGUGGUCAUUGUCAGAGCCUGCCUCAAAGAGUCUAUGGACUGGUGGAUGUGACUGCACCAUUUGUCUGGGGGACCAACCUCAACUUUCACUAAUGAACCCUAGACCCUCUGAGCGGUGCCUUGUAGGAGGCAGGUCAUCAGGCUGGAAACUCUAAAGGCCACAGGUAGAACCAAGGCCUAGAGGCUUCAGGUGGUUGUAAUUGUUGUUUACCAGCUGUGCAGCCUCUGACUUCAGUGUGCCUCAGAGGCCUGCUCCUCGCAUCUGGAAAUGGGAUAGAGCAAAUCUACCUCAUGGUGAUGUUACAAAGCCAUAUCUUUACCAGCCUUGGGUCCCAAGGAGGGUCAUUCUCAGAAACCAGGCUGAUGUUGGAGGACAAGGAUAGGAAGAAGGGGACCUGAGGGACUUGAGAGCCCAAAGGAGGCCUGGAAGGACUGUCUGUGCAUUAUCCCACCUGCCUACACACCAUCGAGGCACCUGCACGCAUGGGUGAAAAAUGGAGUGGAAGGGCAAGCAGUAAUGGUGCUUUGACAAUUAAAAUGUUACUAAGGGUUCCAAGUUGUAUUCUCUGUAUUUUGCACUCUGUAUUUUCCACAUUUUUUACAAUAUAUAUUAUUUUGCUAUUAAAGAAAAAUAAUUGGUUUAUUCAUUCACCAAAUGUUUUUUGACUCCUGGUUUUGUAGGUGCUGGGGCCACAGGUAAGACCUGAGGAGAAGGCAGGAUGAUAAAUGACUUGAGAGACUGAGAUAGUAAGCCAAAGUCAUGAGAUGAAGAUACACUUGUUGGGUAGAGUGGACCUGGCGGGUUCCUGAGGUGAGGAGAAACCAGCCUCGGGAAGAGCUGAGGAAGGCAGCAAGGUCCAAAGACCUGAAGCAUAAAUGAAUUUGGCAGUUCCUAGGCAUGAGAAGAUGGUUUGUAUGGCUGAAUGAAUGAGGGGUGAGUAAUAGGAAGUGAGAGACGACCGGGUGAGGUUGGAUGGGGCCUCACAGGUGGCUCAGGGUUUAGGAUUCAAAAAGUAGCAACUCCUUUUCCUGCCUUUUGAACCACUUAAAAGAUGCAGGUGGCAAACUGAAGGUGGUCAUGGGUGCUAACCGGAGAGAUGAGGUUUUUCUGAGCUGAGUUAGAUAGGAGCAGCACCAGCCCAGCUU